Aphanomyces astaci is the source of this 129-nucleotide messenger RNA. RefSeq lists its product as hypothetical. Lineage: Eukaryota; Oomycota; Saprolegniomycetes; Saprolegniales; Verrucalvaceae. The transcript has 2 exons. The coding region runs from base 1 to 129 and encodes 42 amino acids. The record is from RefSeq and is a predicted model, not a curated record.
AUGAUGAUCGCUGACAUCCUCACCAAGGCAAUUCCGCGGGAGCAAUUCGAGACCCUGCGAUCCAAGUUGGGGAUUGAAGAUGGAACCACGCACAGCGUGAACAUGGACCACGAUUUGAGUGGAGUAUGA